CAGGACAGGGUGUCAAAGGACCCUUUGUGACGUGUGGUGAUAUAAGAGCCGGCGGUGACACGGCCACGGCACAGUGCUCGGAGCACGCGACGGGACAGGACGGGACAGAGCGGUGCCGUGAGGAGCCCCCGCACAGCGCACUCCUUCCUGCCUGACCCGGAGCUUUUCUCAGAGUUACUCCUGCAGGUGACCUUGAGGCUCGACCUCAGGACUUGGUUACCUGUGGCCUUCUUGAGGUUUCUAUUUUGCAGGUGCCCUUGAGGGGAGUCCGUGGGACUUUGUGCCCUGCAGCUUUUUGAGGCAUCUUCCACCCCUGCAGCAGGUGCCCUCGAGACCAGACUGAGGGAUUUGCUGACCACAGUCCUUGACAAGGAGUCUCCUGUCCUUGUGGCAGGAGUCCUCCAGACCAGACAACAGGACCUGCUGUCCUGUAGUCCUCCCAGGACAUUAGUCUUGCAGGAGCCUUCCAGGUUCGACUGCAGGACUUGCUGACUUGGAGCUUUUCUGAGCUAUCUCUCCUGAUAGUCAGUGACAAGGAGCAGAGACCCCCAAAGGUUCCCAAGGUGACCUGGGAGAACGAGAAGGAAGAAAGCCUAGGAGCUGUCUGAGCACAGGCGACUGAAGAGGUGGUGCCGUUCCAGCCAGCGCAGGAGGGUGCAGCCAUGGACCGCACACAAGAGCAGGACCCCACCCGUGGCCGCUUCCGCAGAACAGCACAGCUGGUUUGCAAAUUCAUGAAGAGAAUUCAGGAAGAAGAGACCGUGGGCACUGCGGUCAGACCAUAUCCACAUAUCUUCAAAACUAAGACUAGUGCUGCCCUGCUGGAUAUGCUUGUAGAAGAGGGUUUGCCCAGUCCAAAGCAAGUGCCUGCCAUGGUGAGGUUCAUCCACCAGUGGCUCAUGGCCAAUGAGUCUGAUGGGCACAGGCUGGACAGGACCCUGCUGGAUCUCACCGAGGCACAGCCCACUGAUGUGGUGAUGAGUCUCCUGCGUGUGGCCCCAUCGUGUGACAGAGCUGCUAUGGCCAUGUGGAAGACAAUCUUGUGCUCACCCAGGACUGCAGAGUUCGUGCAGCUAAGACUCCUGGAUGUGCUGGGGAGCUGGCCAGAGCACAGCACAUGCACCUCCGAUGGGGACACAACGAGAGUCUUAUCCCUGGCUGCAACUGUGGUGAUGUGGAAGAUCCUCCAGGAACCCUAUGUCCCACAUGUACUGAUAUUAUUUUUCCCCCGCCUAUUUGUGCAUCUGCUCUUCCAAGCGUACUUCAGCACUCUGGAUACACCAGAGGAGGUGGAUAAAUUCUGGAAGAGAUGCCAGGAACAACACAGCCUCGCUGCCAGCCCAAACAGGUUUGCAGUGCAGACCCUGAAGUCUCUGCUCUGCCAAAUGCAGUGUGAGGAUGUGGUGAAGAUAAUGGAACGCUACUAUGGCUGGGACACGCUGCUGUGUGCUGACACCCAGCACUAUGCCGUGGGUCUGCUGGCCAGGGAGAUGUCAUUUGUCUCCCUACCAUUGUGUUCGCGGAUCUUUUGCUACCUGCUCCAGCUUCUCAGCACACGGGAGCCACGCUGGGACCUGCCUGCCCUGGCAUUCCUUGUGGAGGUCCUGGAGUACUUGGAAUUGAGUGAAGACAGUGCUAACACAAUUCUGCAGAUCUUGCCACGGCACCUGCAGAGCGAGUGCAGGGAGAGGCGAUGCCUGGCGCUCAGGGCCCUUCUCAAGCUCAGUGACGAUCCCUCGCUGGCCGAAAAAAUGUGCAGCCUGACUGAAAGUCUUGUGGAGCUCCUGCGGGACACAGAUGGAGAGAUAAUUACAAUGACAGUGAUGCUACUCAGCUUCAUAGUGUUGGAAAAUGACAUGCUGAUACCCAGCCCCACCACCCUGCACCUGGUGGAGGCGCUCCUGCCACUCUUUGACCACGAUAAUAGCCAGGUGCAACUGGUGUCCGUAUUGCUCUUCCGAACAUCAGUGGUUCUUCUAAUGGAAAAAGAAAAAAAGGCUCUGAAGACAUACGUGCAGCAGAGCCUGCUACCACUCUUCUUCCACUGCCAUGAUAUAAAUCAGCGUGUGGCAGAGGCCUCUCAGGAAACACUGGUUUGUGUGACCAAGUUCCUGAAGAAGAGGGAUCUUGAAAAUCUGGUGAAGAAGGAACAGCUGUGGAUGUUCGCCGAGUGCCUGCUGGCAGAGGACAGGAGCCGAGCGGCCGAGCACCUGCGCCAGGCCCUGCGGUACCUGCGGAGCCCACAGGAGCCCCUGCGAGAGGCGGCCGUCAGGUUCACGGGGAUGGCCGGGCGGUGCCUGAGGGGGCAGCAGGACGAGCUGCAGGUGCUCAGUGAGGCCUUGGAUGACAUGGCACAUGACAGCAGCAUUGCCAUCCGAAGCCUGGCAGUUCAAACAUCGUAUGUCCUCAGGGCAGUACAGACAAGUGAAUAUUCCAUUUUUGAUGACCUGCAAGAUCACCUUCGCUGGGCAUGGAGGACACGGCCUCAUCUGUUGGGCCUCAGCUGCCUGCGCUGCUGGAGAUCUGCAGAGAGCUGAUCUGGGAGGCUCUGUCUGAUGGGGCCUCCCGAGCCAGCAGGGAUUUUCUUUUUCGUCAAGAUUCUUCUUUUCUUCUUUUGGUUUUUCUGUAGUAUGGUGUCAGGGUUUGACUUGGGUUUGCCAAUUUUAAUAUAUUUAAUUUCUUUAGAGAUAGGAUUUAGGAGCAAAGACAAGGCAGGCUUAAAACUUAAAAGGGUAUAAGUAGAAAUUUAUUAAUAACACAAAAAAAUUUCAGAAUAAGAUUUCCAGACCAUUCCCUUCCUCCCCCUACCCCCAUCCCACACAUCUCUUAACAGCAACAUACAGAGAACACUUCAGUCAGUUAUCCACUCAAACCGUCAUUUCAGUUCACUCUAGAGAGAAAAGUUCCUUUUUGUUUGGUUUAGGCUGAGGGGGUGUCUUCACAUUCAUAAUUUGCGUCCGCCUGGGAAAUACUGCAGAUUAUGACUUCCUCUCAUCUCCACAGUCCUUCCAGAGCUGUGUUAUGGGUUAUGUUACACACUUGGGGUACUACUUUUAAAGGCAGGCUGCUGAAAGACAAAAUUCUCUUCAUCUCUUUUUCUAUUAAAUGUUUCUGUCCAUAUUUCCAGUCCCGAAACAGAGAGCCCCAUUUCCUUGAGGCAAAAAGGUCCUCUUUUUUCAAGCACUUUAACCUCCCCAAGUAUAUUUCACAGUUUAAAGGAAUUUUAGUUUAGUCACAGUCCCCUUAUAGCCCACAAAAAAGGUUUUCAGCUCCUUAUCAAUGGCAUCUCUUCAAUCUCUUCCCAUCUGGAAACUUAAGUUCAUUUUGCUCACUUAAGUAGACUUAGUGAUUUAUGCUUUUUCAUCCGGGGAGCUCAGGAGAUCUAGAGUCUUAUCCAGGCAUUAAAAGGGUUAAACUUCAUCCAGAAAGCGAAGGAGCUGAACCAAGCCACACUGCGAAAAACGUGGCCGCAGGGACCAUGUGGAAAAAAAAAAGCUGGACUUCUUUCUGCUGCAUGGUCAGCUGGAGGCCUCUCCUCUUAGAACAGGGAAGAAAGGAGAGGGCUUCGGUGGCUCCCCCAUCCCCUGCUCGGCCAUGCCGCAUGGAAAAACAAAACCGGGCUAAGACGAGCCCCAAGCCGGGGCCACAGCCACCUCACCUCCAGGGAGGCCGGAAGCCAAAAGAGACCAAUUUAGCUUUACCAAUGUGAUUUGUGAAAGCGAAAUAACUUUUUAAUUGGUUACCCGAGCUGUCCACUACUAAAUCAGCUCCCUGAUUGCAGCUCACAGAGGAAGUCCCCAGAGAGGGGACAGCCCUCCUGUUUGCGGGCUCUGUGCUGCUCCCCUCACCACCCCUCCAUGUGAAACCAGCACAUAUGCAAAUAUAGGAUGUGUUAUAAUACACAG
Messenger RNA from Oenanthe melanoleuca, 3905 nucleotides. RefSeq names its product maestro heat-like repeat-containing protein family member 7. NCBI's taxonomy places the organism in Eukaryota, Metazoa, Chordata, Aves, Passeriformes, Muscicapidae. Gene Ontology annotation, cellular component: cytoplasm. The record is from RefSeq and is a predicted model, not a curated record. Bases 663 to 2537 code for a protein of 624 amino acids. The transcript is spliced from 15 exons.